Tetranychus urticae (two-spotted spider mite) is the source of this 2638-nucleotide messenger RNA. Its product is annotated as ABC transporter G family member 23-like. Lineage: Eukaryota; Metazoa; Arthropoda; Arachnida; Trombidiformes; Tetranychidae. The record is from RefSeq and is a predicted model, not a curated record. Gene Ontology annotation, molecular function: ABC-type transporter activity; ATP binding; ATP hydrolysis activity. Gene Ontology annotation, cellular component: membrane.
UUGAGCAAGAAGAAAGAUCCACCUUGAAUCGGUUUGUGAAUAAUUACCUUUUCAGAAAUGCUUGAGGCUACCAGAGGCACGUUUAUGCAUUAGAAAGUGAAACUUUUCCUGUGUUAACUUCACAAAGUUUUACUUCUAAAAAUAUACUUUUCCAGCUCACUUUAGUUUCUCACUAGAAGUUUAUAUUGAAGAUUUUCCACUCAAAUGGAAUAGUCCGGAUUGAAACUACCUGUAAUUGGUGUAAUCCAAUUUAUUGCAACAUAAUUCUAGUUUUCUUGUUUUUUAUUUUCUCUUCUUUUCCAAUGAAACAUUCAAAUGAAUUUCAACUUAUCCAGAGUCAAUUGUGAAUAUUUUUUCUUCAUGUGUCUGAGUUUUGUUUUAUUUCCUAGUUAUUCAAAGUCACCUUUACACACCAAUGGUUCCGUCUAAACAGUUGAUUAGGUUCAAUUUUUCUGCAUCAAUUUUAAGUGUUAAGUCAACUUGUUAACAUUGGCUCUGUGAAAAUGUCGUCCGAACUAGCGAUUUGUGGUAAAAGUGUUUCCCUCAAUCUUGGAAGUUAUCUUUCGCCAACUUUGAUUCUCAACAAUUUAAACUUAGCCAUUCCAAAAGGAUGCAUUUAUGGGUUGAUUGGACCUUCUGGUUGUGGCAAGACAACCCUUCAAAAGUGUAUAAUGGGUGUUUAUAAACCAGAUCAUGGGUCUAUCUCAGUUUUUGGUUCAACCCCUGGUUCACCCGAAUCACUGGUUCCUGGUCCUAGUGUUGGUUACAUGCCACAAGAUAUUGCUUUGGACAGUGAAUUGACUGUUCGUGAACAGUUAGUUUUUCUUGGUCGCAUCAACAAUCUAAAUAUGGAAUUGAUCAAUAUUCGUAUAAAAGAAAUUACUGAAACACUGGAAAUUAGUGACAUCGAUAACAGGUCAGGCCAGUUUAGUGGUGGACAACAACGUCGCAUCUCCUUAGCUUGUACAUUUAUUCAUCAACCCUCACUUUACCUUCUCGAUGAACCAACUGUUGGUUCUGACAUUGUUUUAGUUCAUAAAAUAUGGAAUUACCUCAAACACUUGCGUGACAAUUCUGGUGCAACAAUAAUUAUAUCAACUCAUUACAUUGAAGAAGUCAACUCUGCUGAUUUGUUUGGUUUCAUGUCCAAAGGUACAAUGAUUAUUCAAGAUUCACCCAGUAAUUUUAUCCAAACAUCAGGAACUCGAACACUGGAAGCAGCUAUUCUCAAGGAAUACAUAAAAAUAUACUCUCACCGACUUGAAACGCAAAGGCCAAGUUUUUUCCCUGAACAAUUUUUAAAUGAUACAGAUUUAGUGCCAAAGAGAAGGCGAUCAUUAAGGUCGUCCAUUGAUAGUUUAAUAAAGCGAGUGUCUUUUGCUUGGUUUCCUCGGAUGAAAAAAUCAAAGGAAAAGACGAGAUCCCAAGAAUCACGAGAUGUCCCACCGUCAUUGCCAAGUUACUUAAUAAUUUCAUUACUCAUUUGGCGAUAUCUUCUUCGAUGGAAGAUUACAAUGACAAUUCCAUUUGCUGUUUUCCUUACCAUGACGAUAACCAGUUCAAUAGUAAUGUUUGGUGUUUAUGGAUUACCAAUGAAGCAGUUAGCUGUUGGAAUAGUCAAGCAUGCUAAUUCAUCCAAUUACCUGACUAAUGUGACAAAUUAUAUGGCGACAGAUGAUUUUAGUUUUCUUCAAAUGCCUGAUGAGGUAAUUGCUCGGCAAUCAGUUGAAAAUGGGACCAUUACAGGGUAUCUUGUGAUUCCCGAGGAUUGGGAUUAUUAUUUGAAGCAAAAAGUGGUGACAACGUUUUCAACAAAUCCAAACGAGGCUUCGAUUAAACUAAGUCAAGUUACAUUAAUUCAAGACACAACUCACGCUGGUAAAGUAUUGACAGUCCAAACUCGUCUAUUUCAAGCUUUGGAGAGUCUAAUGAAUAACAUAACAGUUCAAUCAGGAUUUCACCCAAUGUACAAUUCCUUCUUUGAUUCUCGUCCCAUUUUUAAAUCACUGGAUGAACCAGAUAAAUUAGCUCCAAGGUACAACUUCAUUGUUAGAUUGUAUGUAUUUUUCAUCGAAACGUUCACGAUUCUUCUGUUGACUGCUUGGUUCCUUAGAGAGGGAAGUGAAACAGUCAAUGAAAGGCUUAUAUCGUUGGGAUUGAAACGCUACCAAUUACUUGCUUCAUUAAUGGUUGUUGCAACUUCAUUUUUGACUAUUUCAUUCAUGGCAAUGUUUGCAUCAUUUGUAAUUUUCCUUAAACUUCCAGCUCCAAGCUCGUGGUUUGCUGUGGUCUGGUUAACGGUCUCAAUCGUCAUUUGUGGCAUCUGUAAAGCUCGAUUACUUGGAUCAAAUAUUAAGUCAGACAUUGGUUGUAUGACUUUAAUUAUAUUCUAUAAUGCACUUCUCUGGUUACUUGGUUGUGUUGCCUGGCCAUAUGAAGGUUUAGAUUAUUUCAUGCAGCCCUUGACAGUUAUGGUUCCUCACCUCGAACCAAGUACUGCUCUAAUAAGACUUACUAUUUAUGGUGAUUCUGUUUACACACCUCAAGUUUACCAUGGAAUCGGAGUUGCAACUGUUUGGGCUGUAAUCCAUUUGUUGAUCACUUUUGUUUUAGCCAGAAAGUGGUGAACAGAUUUCGA